Molecule: messenger RNA, 858 nt
Organism: Agrilus planipennis (emerald ash borer)
Lineage: Eukaryota; Metazoa; Arthropoda; Insecta; Coleoptera; Buprestidae
Product: cytochrome c-type heme lyase
Exons: 6
Coding region: 50-835 (261 amino acids)
Biological process (GO): cytochrome c-heme linkage
Cellular component (GO): mitochondrion
Molecular function (GO): holocytochrome-c synthase activity
Source: RefSeq, a predicted model, not a curated record
AAAAAAUUAAUGGUUUUAUUAUUUGCUUUAGUUUAUAUCGAGGUAGAUAAUGGGAAAUACAGUGUCAGCUGCUGAAUAUGCAGCAAAACAAAUAUUACAUUCACCCCAGAAUAAAGAAGAAAAUGAUACUGCCAAAAGAAAACAUGAUCAUAGCAUGCACACUACAAAUCAAGAGAUACCUCCUGGUUGUCCGUACCAUCAAGAUAAACAACAUUCUGACAAAAGUAACUCUGAAGAAAUUAAUCCUUAUAAUAUGAUGCCUCGAGAGAAUCAGAACCGCGCUCCAGGCCAACCAUUUCCAUUAUCAACCGAAAGACAGAUCUCAAAUAUUCCAAAGGCUGUUGUGAAAGAUGGAGAAAUGCCAUUUUGGGUUUAUCCAAGUCAGCAAAUGUUUUGGAAUGCUAUGUUAAGAAAAGGUUGGAACUGGAAAGAAGACAAUUUGAAACCAGAAGAUAUGGAUAAUAUAAUUAAAAUUCAUAAUGCAAAUAAUGAACAAGCUUGGCUUGAAGUACUUAAAUGGGAAGCUUUACAUGCAAAUCAAUGCAUGACACCAAAAUUGAAAAGUUUUGGUGGUAAAGCAAAGGACUACAGUCCAAGGGCUAGAAUUCGCUGGUGGCUAGGAUAUGAAUUGCCUUUUGAUAGGCAUGACUGGAUUGUAGAUCGAUGUGGUAAAGAAGUAAGAUAUGUAAUUGAUUAUUAUGACGGUGGAAAACUUGAUGAUAAAUUCCAAUUUGCUUUAUUGGAUGUACGACCUGCAAUGGACAGUUUUGAAAAUAUUUUGGACAGAAUUAAAGUAGCAUGGUGGAGAUGGAAAUAUAGUAAUGAAGAAAGUUAAAAAAAAAAAUUAUGGCUGUAAAA